Messenger RNA from Brassica rapa (field mustard), 4829 nucleotides. RefSeq lists its product as uncharacterized. NCBI's taxonomy places the organism in Eukaryota, Viridiplantae, Streptophyta, Magnoliopsida, Brassicales, Brassicaceae. The record is from RefSeq and is a predicted model, not a curated record.
CAAUCAACUAAAGUUCUACAGCAAGAGGUACACACUUUUUCUUACAAUUUUUAAGAGAAAGUUAUAUGUAUAAUACACGAGUAUUAAGAUAGAAAAUAACAUGAAUAUUUUAUGUGUGCCUGUUAGAUAUCAUGUCAAGCUCAAGAAACACUAGCGGAUCACAACGUCGUGGACGUCAAUCCAGUGGUGAGGCAAGAACCACGACUGAUGGCGGAACAACUCGUGAAGGACAGUAUCUGUGGAAGGAUAAGAAUUGUGAAGUUAUGCUUGAACUCGUCAUUGCGGAGCUAAAAGCCGAUGACUACCGUAGUAGAAUGCCAGAUGUGGCAGCUAGAAAAAGAAUUGAAAAAAAAUACUUCGAGCUGAUAGGUGAAAAGAUCUCUUGGGAUCCAGAGAUAACUAGCAAAAUUGGUUACUUGCGUAAACUUUGGAAUAUUCACAGUCAAUUGGUAAAACGCACCGGUGUUGCUGUUGAUCCAUCUUCUGGACAAAUAGAUAUGGUGGAAACUUGGUGGAGUGAUCGGAUUGCGGAAUAUGGAGGAACUAAAGGAAGACUAGUUCAUGUUUUGCAAAAGAAGCCUUUGCCAUUUAAAGAUUUGUUGGAUCAAAUUUUUGGUGAACAUGAUGUUGAUCAAGAUGAACGUUAUUCACCACAUAUGCUUGGCCUACAACUCCAGCAAGUUCAACCUACUUUAGAUGUUGAUGGCAUAACAAUGGUGGACCAACUGCAAGAAACUCAAACUGCUGAACCAAUAGUGGAUCUUACUAGUGAUCAAGGAUGCAACCGAUCAAUCCGAAGCACGUCGUCACGUCGUCUUGCAAGAAGAAAAACUAGUUUCGAAACACAGGUGGAAAGUGGAUUUCAGCGUGUCGUAGAUACUCGGCAAGAAUUUUUAGAAGAACUACGAUCAAGAAAAAUUCAAAAGAUAACAUAUGGUGAUGCAACAUCAGUUCUAGAAAAGUUACCAAUAGAACAGCUUGGGGUAUUUUGGUGGGCAGCAAAUAAAUUGUUAAAGAAUGAUGCUGAUAUACGUGAAGCCUUUGUGAAAUUGGAAAAUGAAGAAAUUAAGAUCAAAUAUAUGGAGAGUUUACUUGGCACAGACAGACAUGGGAGUCCAUGCAAUCAGGUUGAUUUGUUGACGACAAGUCAAAACCAUUUUCAGAGUGUUGGAAUGGGUGGAAGUACUGCAAUAGGAGCUAAUACUGGAGGUGGUUACAUGAGUUUUCUUGGUGUGCACUCCACUGAAUUAGAAGAGCCACGUAGAGAACCAACAAGUUUUGUCAGCUUACUUAAUGAAAGCAAUGAUGAUGGCCUCGUCUAAGCUUUCUAGAAAUAUUUUAUUAUAUAAGUUUUGACUUUAAGAAUUUGGUUUUGGUGUUUACAGAUAUUAUUAGUGCUUUGAAGCUGUAUUGCAUGUUUUCUAUUUAUAAAGAUAAUUAUUUAUUUAUGAGCACUUGAGUUUACUUUUUUAUCUCUAAAUAAUAAUAUCUAUGUAAAUAUUUGCAGGAACUUCGUAUCCUAGAAUUACGUUCACGUGGAAUUCAAAACUUAAAUGAAGAUGAGUUGAUGGAGCUAAUGUUAUUGGAAGAAGAAGAGUUUCUCCAAAGGUACAUGCAUCCUAUAUUAGAGUACUACAAGACAAACUUUUUUAAAGAACCAAUGAACAAAGAUUGGGGAAAUGGUUGGAAGUUGAUACGGAGCCAAAUCUACCAUAACGAAGUUUCAUGUCGUACUCUUAUCCGCAUGAGUCCAGAAGCCUUUAUUCGUUUAUGUGAAGUUCUUCAAACGAAGUAUGGAUUACAAGAGUCAAAUAAUAUCAAAGUGGAUGAGAGCGUUGCAAUUUUCUUGAUUUUGUGUGGCCAAAAUGACACUCAACGUGACAUUGGUUUAAGAUUUGGCCAUGCGCAAGAGACUAUAUGCAGAAAAUUUCACUAUGUUCUUGGAGCAGUGGUACAAUUGGCAGUUGACUAUCUACGACCAAGAACAACUCGUGAGUUUGAAGCAAUAUCGAAUAGCUUACAUGGAGACAAGCGGUAUUCGCCUUAUUUUAAUGGUUUUGUCGGGGCUCUUGAUGGAACACAUGUACCAGUAAUGGUGACUCCAGGUCGAGAUGCAUUACGUUUUGUGAACCGGAAGGGAACAGCAAGCCUUAAUGUUUUGGGAAUUUGUGAUCAUGAUAUGUUAUUUACAUAUUGCUUCGUUGGAAUGGCGGGAUCAACACAUGACUCUAGAGUGCCGGACACCGCUAUGCGAGAGGAUCCAAUGUUUCCUCAUCCCCCAGAAGGAAAAUAUUAUCUUGUAGAUUCUGGUUAUGCAAAUAGGCGUGGUUAUCUAGCUCCAUAUCGAAAAGAAAGAAUAGAAGGUACACGAUAUCAUCUCCAAGAUUUUUUUAAUAAUGAACCUCCAAAAAACAGCAAGGAAAUGUUUAACAGAUGGCAUGCGUCACUACGUUCAGUUAUUGAACGUACAUUCGGUGUUUGGAAACAAAAAUAGAGGAUUUUAAAUGAAUUUCCAAGGUAUGAUAUCUCAACGCAAAGAAAGGUUAUAUUUGCAACAAUGGGGCUCCACAACUUUAUUCGUUGGAACAAAAUUAAAGAUAUUGACUUCGAAGAAUUUGAUGUGGAGAGGGACACUACUCAUUCACAUUCGAAUGUGAACAAUCAUUCAGAUGAUGAGAGUGAUGAACAAGUGAACCAAAACACAUCGGCAGGAGUUUAUAUGAAGAUUGUACGAGAUCAUAUCGCUGAACAAAUCUGGACUGAUAAAAGACCUGGUUCUCGUCGACUAUAGGUUUGUAUCUUUAUUAAUACAAGUUUGCAAAUAAUUAUAGAUACGUGAAAUGUAAUAGGUAUUACAUUAUAGUUUUUUUCUUGUGAAAAAUAAAACAAAUGUUUGUUGUGCAGGUGAAAGAUACGUGUGAAGGAAGAGACACCAAAACCUAUGGACAAGAAAGUUUAUUUAUAUUUAAAAUGUUUUUAAACAAUAGUUUUUAAAUUACUUUAAUUAAAAAUAUUCAUUCCUUUUAGUGGUUACCAUUCAUUGCAAUAUUUUGUUCCAUUCCUUCUCUGCAUUUAUUCCUUUUAAUUUGUUCCUAUUCAUUCCUUUUGAUUCCUUUUCCCUAUUGUUCCACUUGUUCCCGAAAAGGUCACCAGUCAGACCCAAAGAUUCCGGUCCAUUUCAUCACAUAGCUUUUGAGGAUUAUGAUUGUUGGGUCAACCGCUAUCUAGAUUACCAUCUUAUCCUCAUGGCUUUAGAAAUUGAUAAUUUAUAUCAGAAGAGCGUCCUUUAGAUCUUUCAAAGAGUCUUCGAUUUCAUCAAAAAUAAUCUGAGGAUCUUGUAUGACCGAUGGAUCAACGGCCAUCGAUAUAGUCAUCUUGGCCGCAUAACUUAUGAAAUGUAUCAACAAUGCCUACCAAAAAACUAAAAAAAUAAUAUAUGUAAUGUAUAUAUAUAACAUAUGAGAAGAAACGGUCGAGAGGAUCUGUUCAUGAUUGCUAUUAUAAACUUCUCAUUUUCAAAAUUUCCACCACAAAAAUAAAACGUACUUGUGAGAGUUCAUUUUUUGAAAGUGCUUAGAGCAUCUCCAUCAAUGGUUCCUAAGCCUGAGUUCCUAAGUAAAUGGGAUUAAAAAAAAAUAAAAAAGGCUAAUUAAAGGCAGGAACGCGCCUUAAUUGAGGAAUUAAAGGAAUGGUAAGGAACCCAUACGUGGCGCACUCUCAUUGGACCGCUCUUUUAUUGUCUCUCUCUCUCUCUUCUCUGGGGUUUCGACGAAACCGAAGACUCUCUUCUCUCUCGAACACUCUCGAUGUUCUCUCUCUCUAUCUUCUCUCUCGACGAUGCCGGCUUCUGCGUCUCUCUCGAUGAGUCCGUCGCGUGUCUGAGUCCGUCAUCUCUCUCGUUCGGUCCGGCUUCUCCGUCCCUCCAUCUUCUCUCUCGCUCCGUCCCUGUGUCUUCUCUGUCAAUCGGUGAUCGGAAACGGUUCCACUUCCUCCCGAAGCUUCUCUUCCGGCAGCUCUCCGAGACAGAGUCCUCCCCUUUUACGUAUCUUCUCGCCGACGUCUCUCAUCCCUUGGCAUUGGGUGGGGAGAAAAAACGGUAAACGUCUUCUCGUCGUCAUUCGUCGCUUCUUCAUCUUCUUCUUCUCGCUUCGUUUACGAUAAGGGUUUUAACAAUGAAGCUUGAUACUAGUGGAUUCGAGACCUCCAUGCCUACGAUUGGAUUCGGCUCAAGCAACGAUAUGCUUGAUGGGUUUUCCACUGUGCCUUCGUUUGAUCUUCCCCGGACUACAGAUUUUGAUGGCUUUCAGAAAUAAGCAGUACAGAUGGUGAAGCCUGCGAAAGGAACAACCACACUUGCUUUUAUAUUCAAAGAAAGUGUCAUGGUUGCUGCUGAUUCUCGUGCUAGCAUGGGAGGAUAUAUCUAAUGGCUGGAGGAGCUUCAAAACAUGCUCGCAAACAUGCUCUACUCAUACCGUAGAAUGGGACUUUCCGUCAGCACAAUGAUCGCUGGAUGGGACGAAACUGGUCCUGGACUAUACUAUGUCGACAACGAAGGAAGAAGGCUCAAGGGAGACAGGUUCUCAGUCGGUUCUGGUUCACCAUACGCUUACGGUGUACUAGACAGCGGGUACAAGUUCGAUAUGUCAGUUGAAGAAGCUUCCGAGUUAGCAAGGAGAUCAAUCUACCAUGCGACAUUCCGUGAUGGAGCCAGUGGUGGUGUUGCUAGCGGUUAGUAGUUAUUGUAUCUUAAUAUUUGGACUAAAUUUGGUGAUGAAGAUUAAUAAUUAUUGUAUCUUAAUAUUUAAACAUGUAAUAAAUAAAAUUUUAAA